AUGGCGGACGACACGACCUACGCACCAAAGUCGCCGGACCUCUCUUCUUUUUUCUCGGCAGCACCCGCCCCGCCUACACCUCCACUGCACACUCACAGUCUGCAGCACUACCAGCAACAACUGAGCAAGCUGCAAACCUCUCCGUCUGCUGCACCGCCCGUAUAUGAAUACUCCUCCCCCUCGGCACGCAUUCACCACCCAAGCCAGCCGUCUUCAACUCCUGUUCAUAUCAAACAAGAGCAGCCCCACUACCCAACACCAGCGGCAAUCAAAACGGAAUUCUCUUCCUAUCAGCCACCGCUGCAAACUCACCCCGGCCAGCCCCAGCCCCAGCACCAAUACCAACCGCCUCAGCAGCACCACCACCACCAACAACAGCACUACCUGUCCCCCCAGUACCACCAGUCGCCGCCGCACCAACACCCAUCUCCGCAACAUCCCCCACCACAUAUACAAAGCGCGUAUGGGAUACAGCCCGUUCUCAACUAUCAGGAACAGCAACCCCAUCAGCCCAAAACACCUCAAAGCCAAGGAUUUCUAGACCAGAAAAACUUUGGCGGAGCACCCCAACUACACGAUAUUCCGUAUAAUCCAGAGUUACAACAUCUACCACAAACACCCGCUUCAACAACUAUGCCUCCUAGAAAGAACGCAAAGCAGGCUGACUCGCCACCUCCAAUUGAUCCUUCACCUGUUCGGACAAAGUUCCCCACAGCCAGGAUAAAGCGGAUCAUGCAGGCCGAUGAGGAGGUUGGCAAGGUUGCCCAGCAGACUCCCAUUGCUGUUGGCAAGGCUCUCGAGAUGUUCAUGAUUGCUGUUGUCAGCCGCAGUGCCGAAAUCGCGCGGGAGAAGAACUCCAAGCGGGUCACGGCUCAGAUGCUCAAGCAAGUCAUUGAGACAGAUGGCCAGUAUGACUUCUUGGCCGACAUUGCCGCCAAGGUUGGCGACGAAGAGAAGAGAGGUGGCCGCUCCAAGGCCGAGUCGUCAAGCGACGAGGAGAUGGAGGUUGAGACGAAGAAGAAGGGCAAGGGUGGCCGUAAGAAGAAGGCCGCUGCAUGA
This is a messenger RNA of Colletotrichum godetiae, 1059 nucleotides long. RefSeq lists its product as uncharacterized. Gene Ontology annotation, molecular function: core promoter sequence-specific DNA binding; RNA polymerase II general transcription initiation factor activity; protein heterodimerization activity. The record is from RefSeq and is a predicted model, not a curated record. The transcript has a single exon. Gene Ontology annotation, cellular component: negative cofactor 2 complex; nucleus. NCBI's taxonomy places the organism in Eukaryota, Fungi, Ascomycota, Sordariomycetes, Glomerellales, Glomerellaceae. Gene Ontology annotation, biological process: transcription by RNA polymerase II. The coding region runs from base 1 to 1059 and encodes 352 amino acids.